Messenger RNA from Patella vulgata (common limpet), 3750 nucleotides. RefSeq lists its product as uncharacterized. Lineage: Eukaryota; Metazoa; Mollusca; Gastropoda; Patellidae. The record is from RefSeq and is a predicted model, not a curated record. The transcript has 4 exons. The coding region runs from base 219 to 1325 and encodes 368 amino acids.
GUUAAUACAGUAACAUUAACAUUAGUGCACGUGAAAUGUGCCAUGGGUUAUUAACAAACUGACAGAAAAGAUAAUUAUGUAUGAAUAUACAUUACAUGUAAUAUGAUAACAGGCCAUUAGCUCUUGGGUAGAUAAAAUCUCUGAGAAAACCCAUUUCCGUCGAAAACAAAAAAUAUUAUUUGAAAAACCCGUCAUUAAGGGCGGAGUCAUCUACUGCGAUGGGUUAUAUUACAAAGUUGGUUUUUAUUCUACUUUUGUGUACCAAUAAUCAUGUUAUAUGCAGUAGAAAUAUAACAGGCAGUUUAAAACCACGUGAUAACUCAGAUGUUACUGAAGUAGCCUGUUCCAUUUUUACCAUGCUCCAAAGAUGUUCCAACUUACUGAAUGGUUGUGGUCACGUGUGUGAUGAAUUCAGUAAAGCGUGUGAAUGUUCAAUUGGUGGUAAAUUCUUUAUUGCAACCUGUCAGAACAAUACCUUAUCAGAAAUAGUGACAUUUCUUCGAAAGCAACCUGUAGUUUAUAAUAAGGCCAUCGUAAAAUGGGAAAGUCUUGCAGAAAAUCCCUUAAAAAUAACAGACUAUGUAAUGUCGAGGGUCUUCAAUGGUAAACUGUUCCACAGAUAUACAAGCAGGAUGCAACACGCCAUCUCUUCUGUUCGUACUUCAGAUAAAAGAACUGUCAGAACAGGUAAAUUAAACAGGGGUCGUCGCCAUAAAAAAAAACAAGCAUCGCAAGAUGAAAGAACUAUAGAAUUAUCGUGUUUUUUGUUUACUGCUUCUAAAGAUUGUUCUACACAGUUUACCAAUUGCAGCCCUGUGUGUCGAAAAAUGGCAGACAUAUGUAAUCAACUGUCCUUUUACAGUAAAUUCUUAUCUUUAACGUGCAAAAAACAUACGUUAUAUGACAUAAUCGCUCUCUACCCAAAUUUCGACGACCCGUUAAAACAAACGUCAACAGACGUGAAAAUAUUUUGGCGGGAUCUUAUAGACGACCCUGUUCUACUAAUGAAAAAUAUUGCAACGGGAGCGUCUAAUAAAGGGAUCUUCGCAACACAUAGUGAAGGCGUCAAAUUUCAAAAUCAAGGUGGGCUUCGUAAUAAAACAGAUGAAAAGAAAAAACAACAAAAACAAAAAUUCGCAAAUAAUCAACCGGAAAAUGAAACUUCAAAUGUUGAACAAAAAUACCAGGAAGGCCUAGUUAACAAUUGUACAGACCACUUAGUUCGGGAACAAAUCGGCUCUUCGGAUGUUAAUCGAUUUAAUAGUCUUGUUGUACUCGGCCUUUCAAUCAUCUCAGCUGUACUUAUUUUUCUUGCGUCACAUUAGUUGGCAAUUCAAUAAAAAGUGUACCGGUACCAAAAUUUCAUUCCGUUUAUUUCCCGAUAAGUGGUUUAACGCCGCUUCCUUAUUGGUGACAUCGCAGAUAAAUUUUGUCUUGCUCUACAGUGUAGACAUUCCUUUAGAGUGAAUGUUACAUAAUGUCAAAAUCGUAUUUGGUCGACUUUAUAGAAAACCCUUUCAAUGAAAACCUUGGUUGCAGAAAAUUCAGGUCAAAGCAAACGCGUUGUUCUAAACGGAACGAAAAUAACAUGUAUUUUAAUUAGAUUGUUAGUUAGAUCGUUAUAUACAGUACAAACUCCAAUAUAAUCUCGCUAUGUAUUUUUAACAUUUGAACGGGGAAUAUUUCUAUCUUGUAGACUACUUUACUACUCAAAUUCCCCUAGCAAUAAGAUGUAUUUUCAAAGAAUAGUAAACGGUAACGUCCCUGGUCGCGCAAAAGACUUCAAGGUGCCCACAUUUCAUUAGGCCAUAGGAAUAAUUAUGAUAUACAAAAAUAUAAAAUCAGCAGAAAAUAAUCUACUCAUAAAAUGAAAUUGACUUUCACGGAUCUCUAUGGAAGAUCAUUAGGGUCAAUCAAAUGAAAAAAAAAUUCAAAUUAUCUUGUAAAUGGCGUUCCAUGGCUUUAAGGAGAGCAUGAAAUCAAUGAAUAAUUGAUAAAUGAUAUCAAUGAAGUUGGUCGGACUAUGAAGUUAAAGCAAUAAUUGCAUUUUUUUUCAAUUAUAUUUUUAAAACAUGUUAAAAUAAAGCCUUCACAUACAUGGCAUCUAUACACACAGUCCUACCUUGUUAAAAAUAAUCCUAAAUCCUAUAAUUCACUUGUGUGCGUUGAGAAAUUGGCAGAUAUAUCAUUUUCUUUUCAAAUCCAACGUUGCUUUUUAAAGUGUUAUUAUCAAGUAUGCUGGUUGAAAUGUCUCGUCUCGCUCAACCAGGCAUCAUUAUCAUUAUCUGUUUAACCACGGACCUUGACAAUCUUACAUUAUGUAGACUAAGUUUUCCAGUGAAAAGAAAUGAUACAAUUUCCAAAUACUGUCCGCGAGGAGAAAUUAUUUCAAACUUUCGGUGAGUGCUAGAAUGAUUCCUUUGAUUGCAUAGUAGUGAUUUGACAACCUAUAAAGUAAUAGAUAUAGAAAUAAUAAUGUUUUGACGUUCUUAGAAAAUGUGCAAUUAUCGCUUUAAUGAGAGUAUGAACUUAAUGAAUGGUUUUUAAUGGGGGCAUGAAAUAACGAAUGAUAUUAAUGGGGGCAUGACCUGAAAGUGCCGAUCCCGUAACAUAAAAAAGUAUUUCGUUGACCUAGCUAUCCAAUAAAUCAGUGUAGGGCGACCUUGAAAUAAACUAAUGGACUUCUCCGUAUCUUGUAAUUAAACAUGAAAGGUAGCUUGUAGGCCUAAUCACAAGAUAGUUAUAUAAAAUCAUUAUUUUGUAAUCACCAGAUAGUUAUAUAAAAUGGUUAUUUGUAAUUAGAAAAUAGCUUUGAAUUUCUGGUUCAGUGGUUUUUUUUUCAGUAAGUGUGCUUUUCAUUGUAAAUGGUCUAUUGUAGCCUACAUUUAAUUGUUAAAUAUUAUUAUAUAUAUCGGUAGUGUAUUAAAUAUAUACAUUAUUUUCAUUUUUAAGUAUGUACAUUAUUUUUAAGUAUCAUAUGUAGAUUAAUUUUAAUGCUUCUAUUAUAUGUUGAAAAAAGUAAAAAGCAUGGAUGAAUGAGUUUUGAUAUGUAUUAUGCAAUUUUUACUUCAGUGUUUUGAUUUUGAUUUUAUGGGGAUUCAUUACAUUUAUUUAUGUAACAGUUAAUGAUGUUAUGACGUGAUAUAACACUGUAGGGUUAUUUUAGGUCUAAGAAAAGUGUUGUUUUUAAAUAUAGAAAUCUUUACCUACAUGAUGUAUGACGAAAACUAGGGUAAUGAAGUAACUUGCAUCAUCCUACUACUAACUUACUUAGACUAACUCACCCCCAGUUGUGUCAGUAUCCUUUUCUGGAAAGUAGGGUACUAUCGUCCAGUCAUCUCGUGCACGGAUUAGUCCAAUUAAAUAGAAUAAUGUUGACGUUAAACGGUGCCUAUAUGAAACACUUACCCAAAAAUGGUAAUUGUCCCGCCCUAAUAGAUGGCGCAUUACAUUGUAGGAAAGAGCGGGUUUGAUUUACCUUCAGACAAUCAUUCGGAGCUCAAAGGGGAACAUACCUAUAACCUCCUCGGAUUAGAGGCUAGGGUGAACACAUCAUCCUAGCGCGAACCUUAUGUAGAACUAUAAAAGAAGUAUGUGGCUUUUAUCACGUUUAAGCCGUUAGGUCUGAGUUAGAAAGGAUAUUAAACUCAGACCGUGGAUAAUUUAAUAACUGUUAUAGAUAUUGUAGUUUCGUGUAUGUAACCUUUGUAGUUUGCUGUAUUCGUUAGAUAAACUGAGUAACAACAUAAA